GCCGCGCCGCUCCGCUGCCAGCGCCGCCAUGGCCGACGCGCGCUUGAGGCAGAUCAAGAUCAAGACCGGCGUCGUGAGGCGAUUGGCAAAAGAAAAAGUUAUGUAUGAAAAAGAAGCAAAACAGCAAGAAGAAAAGAUUGAAAAAAUGAAAGCUGAAGCAUGUGAUGAUUAUGGAAUUAAGAAGCAGAUCGAGAUCUUACAAGAGUCACGAAUGAUGAUUCCAGACUGCCAGCGCAGAUUAGAAGUUGCACAUGCAGAUCUUACUCAACUACUAGAAAAUGAAAAAGAAUUGGAAGAAGCUGAAGAGUAUAAAGAAGCACGUUCCAUACUGGCGUCAGUGAAGCUGGAAGCGUAGAAGUUUUUCAGUACUCUCUUUAUAUGCAUUAGCACUGGGUCCAUUCCACACUUUCAUUUGACUAUGGCUCUAUUACUAUUGUUGACUUGCUAAGGUUCCCUUUAUGCAAACUGGCCUUUCUCUAACUGCAAGAUGCAUCAAAUAAAGGAUGUUCCGAAACAUCUGUGUGUUCCAUAUUCAGGCAAAAUAGAAACAUUUCCAGUUCACCUCACUUACAAAAAGGAAAAAUAAAGCCGAUUUAAUGUAAAUGUAAUAGUGUAAUAGCUAAUAUACAGAACUUAAUCUGAACAAUUGAGACUAAGAAACAAAGUUUAGCUACGUAAGGAAUGUCAGGGACCAAUAAAUACUUUAGAAUGAAAUAGAAUCCUAGAAUGGUUUGGGUUGGAAGGGACCUUAAAGAUUGAUCUAGUUCCAACCCCCCUGCCAUGGGCUUUAGAAGUACCUUGUAUUUGAAAUAAUUUCAGCCAUUAUAGCGUAACAAUCUGUACUGAAAGAGGAGAUGGACUAAAUGACCCUUCAAAGUCACCCAUCUUUUUUCUAUGAUGCAAUUUAUCUGUAAUUUUAUCAAGUAUGUACUCCUUGUUUAUCUUUGAGCCCAAGACAGAAUUGAGAGCUGAUUCCAAAUCUUUCUCAAUUUGCCUGGGGUUGAUUCAUAGACCCCAAUUCACACAAUUACCAUUGAUCAAAAUUCUGUUACUUUUUCAAGAAACAGAAUUUAGCAGCUGACUAGUAUGUUGUCAGUUGGAUCUGCUGGUAAGAGUUCUGGACAGAAUGCUUUUCCUGAAAGCACCUUGGCCUAAGUGAGGUGUUUUUUUUUUUUUUGAACAAAGCUCAAACCCCAGAAGAUGAAAGAGAACUAAUGGGUAAGGGAACAAUGCUUAAUCUGCCUGGAAGACCAUUAAAACACUAUGUACAAAAGCUGUGGUUCUUUCAGAAUAGCUUCUCUAAACAGCAAACAGUAAGCUCUGCUGAUGAACAAGAAAGCUUUUCACGUUUGUUUUUCUAGUUUGGAAGUACUCUGGCAUGUUCCUUAAAGGCAACACAAAGCACAGUGUACCUUUUGUGUGGUGCUAUAUUGAAUACUCUUAAUAAAAUUUUUUGUUAAUUUGCCUGA
This is a messenger RNA of Gymnogyps californianus (California condor), 1469 nucleotides long. It is a transcript of the gene TBCA, whose product is annotated as tubulin folding cofactor A. Gene Ontology annotation, cellular component: microtubule cytoskeleton; cytosol. Gene Ontology annotation, molecular function: beta-tubulin binding. The record is from RefSeq and is a predicted model, not a curated record. The transcript is spliced from 4 exons. Bases 29 to 355 code for a protein of 108 amino acids. NCBI's taxonomy places the organism in Eukaryota, Metazoa, Chordata, Aves, Accipitriformes, Cathartidae. Gene Ontology annotation, biological process: post-chaperonin tubulin folding pathway; tubulin complex assembly.